Messenger RNA from Ochotona princeps (American pika), 8479 nucleotides. RefSeq names its product zinc finger homeobox 2 (gene ZFHX2). Gene Ontology annotation, molecular function: zinc ion binding; RNA polymerase II cis-regulatory region sequence-specific DNA binding; DNA-binding transcription factor activity, RNA polymerase II-specific. The transcript has 10 exons. The coding region runs from base 376 to 8259 and encodes 2627 amino acids. Gene Ontology annotation, cellular component: nucleus. NCBI's taxonomy places the organism in Eukaryota, Metazoa, Chordata, Mammalia, Lagomorpha, Ochotonidae. The record is from RefSeq and is a predicted model, not a curated record. Gene Ontology annotation, biological process: regulation of transcription by RNA polymerase II; brain development; regulation of neuron differentiation.
AGGAGGAGGGCGAGGAGGAGGAGGAGGAGGAGGAGGAGGAGGCAGGGAGCGAGCGAGUGCCCUGGGUGAAUCAAUGGAAACCCCCUCACGAAGCCAGGAAAACACUUCAGCCGCAGCCAAAUAGCAUUGAUUAUUUUCCUUCACUUCCCUCACCGCCGCGAAUUUAUUUAUUUAUUUCCAUCUCCGUCCCCGACGCCCCGGAGUGAGUGCUGGAGGGAGGGAAGAGGAAGGGAGGGAAAAAAGGAAUCAACACCUCGGAGAAGUCCCUUCCAAGAGCCGCCCCCUCCCCUCCCCGCCUGGCGCUGCUCUGCGGCCACGGUUCGACUCCCGUCCCUGCUUCCAGCUGAGGUGGUCCUGGCUGUUGUGCUGAGAUGAAUGCCCAGCACCCCUCCGUCCACCAUGGCCACCCGUAACUCAGCCUCUCCCACUGGCACGGCUCCCUCCCCCCCGCACAAUGCCCAGUCCCCACCUCCAGACCCCCCCUCCUUCGAGCCUGCCACCAAAGAUCCCCCUGCUGCACCCUCCCCCUCUGAGAGCAUGAGGCCCUCAGAGCUGGGUGGACAGCUCCUAGAGUCAGGCUAUAGCCUCAUCCCACCAAAGGAGACUGGGGAGCCCCAGGAAGAGCCUGGCAACAGUCACUUCCCAGGGGUGGACCAGGACCAGGGACAGGACCAGGGGCGGGAGCAGGAGGAAGGGCUCCCUCCCUUGGACCUAAGCAACCACUUGUUCUUCACAGCGGGUGGACACGCCUACCUGGUUGCCAAGCUGUCCCUGCCUGGUGGCAGUGACCCCCUGUUACCAAAGGGCUUUCCUUGGGGUGAGGCAGGCAUCGAACCAGAGCCCAGCCUGCCCCUCCUCCUCGCCCACCCACCCCCCGCCCCGCUCACCACCCUCCACAUCCAACAUGGCUUUGACCCCACCCAAGGCUUUAGCUCUUCUGACCAAAUUCUGUCCCAUGAUACCUCAGCGCCAUCUCUGGAUGCCUGUGAGGGGAGGGAGGAAGCCUUCUGGAGCUACCAGCUGGCUCCAAACCCACCCGGAGAUCCCAAAGACAGUCCCCCAGGGAGCUGCGGCCACGGUGGCCAAGACCACGGGGCACUCUUCUGGCUCUGUCUUCUGUGCCGCCUAGGGUUCAGCAGGCCCCAGGCCUUUUGGAGUCACACGCAGUCUCAUGGGGUGACGCUAACCUCCGCCCAACACCAGGGCCUGCUGGGCAAUCCAGCCAUGCUCUGGGAGGCGGACAAGGGCUGCACAGCCCUCUUAAGCUUUCUGGAACCAAAACCUCCCACUUGCGCCCCUCUGGAGACCCCCCUAGAUGAGAGUGGCAUGGUCAAUGCAGAGGCGAAUGUAGCCCAGGUCGAAGCUGUCUCCUCUGAGGCAGGAGUCCAAGCCCUUGUCCGCCCCAGCGAAGAAGUCACGGCCCGCAGCCCACCCUCCCCAGCCCCAAUCCCAGCCACCUGGGACCCCAGCCCAACCCAAGCCAAAGAAUCGCCAGAAACAGCAGCAGGCGAGGCAGGGCCAGAAUGGUUUCCCGAGGCACAAGAAGUGGAUGGAGGGUCCUGCCCCCCACUCAACCAAAGCUCACCCACCUCCAAGGAGGGGGGCCCUCUCCCCAUCCCAGUGGGCUCCCCUGAAGAUCCUGGUGGGGACCCACCUCAGCCCUACCGCCUGGCUGAUGACUACCCGCCAGCCCCUGCGGCCUUCCAGGGCCUCAGUCUGUCCAGCCACAUGUCCCUGCUACACUCACGCAACUCCUGCAAGACACUCAAGUGUCCCAAGUGCAACUGGCACUAUAAGUACCAGCAGACCCUGGACGUGCACAUGCGAGAGAAACACCCCGAAAGCAACAGCCACUGCAGCUACUGCAGCGCCGGGGGAGCUCAUCCGCGCCUCGCCCGCGGGGAGAGCUACAACUGUGGCUACAAGCCCUACCGCUGCGAUGUCUGCAAUUACUCCACCACCACCAAGGGCAACCUCAGCAUCCACAUGCAAUCUGACAAGCACCUAGCCAACCUGCAGGGCUUCCAGGCGGGGCCUGGUGGUGGCGGUGGCAGUGGUGGUGGGGGUGGCAGCAGUGGGCAGGGGAGUCCCCCAGAGGCCUCCCUGCCACCCUCCGCUGGGGACAAAGAGCCCAAGACCAAAUCAUCCUGGCAGUGCAAGGUGUGCAGCUAUGAGACCAACAUCUCCCGCAACCUGCGCAUCCACAUGACCUCCGAGAAGCACAUGCAGAACGUCCUGCUGCUGCACCAGGGCCUGCCCCUGGGCCUGCCUCCCGGGCUGGUGGGGCCAGGUCCACCUGCCCCACCAGGGGCUGCCCCUGCCAACCCACCUGAACUCUUCCAGUACUUUGGGCCCCAAGCUCUGGGGCAGCCUCAGACUCCCCUGCCUAGCCCUGGGAUGAGGCCCGACAAGCCCCUGGAAGCCCAGCUGCUGCUCAAUGGCUUUCACCACCUGGGAGCGUCUGCCCGCAGGUUCCCCACACCUGCCCCUGGCAGUCUCUCCCCUGAUGCCCAUCUGCCUCCGAGCCAGCUGCUGAAUGCCUCGUCUGAUGGCCUGCCUGCCUCACCACCCCCGGAUGAGAGCCCGUCCCUAAAGGUAUUCCGCUGUCUGGUGUGCCAGGCCUUCAGUACCGACAGCCUGGAGCUCCUGCUCUAUCACUGCAGCGUUGGCCGCAGCCUCCCAGAAGCUGAGUGGAAGGAGGUGGCUGGCGACAUGCACCGCUGCAAGCUGUGCUGCUACGGCACCCAGCUCAAGGCCAACUUCCAGCUGCACCUCAAGACGGACAAACACGCUCAGAAGUACCAGCUUGCAGCCCACCUGCGGGAGGGUGGGGGGACUGUGGGCACCCCAUCCCCAGGACCCCUCGGAGAAGUGGCUCCUUAUGGCUCCAUCUCCCUGCUGCACCUGCGCUGCAACAUCUGUGACUUUGAGUCCAACAGCAAGGAGAAGAUGCAGCUACAUGUCCGGGGCUCCGCCCAUGAGGAAAACAGCCAUAUCUAUAAGUUCCUGCUGGAGAUGGAGGGAGCAGAGGCAGGGACCGAGCUGGGGCUGUACCGCUGUCUCCUGUGUGCUUGGGAGACACCCUCCCGCUUGGCUGUGCUGCAACACCUUCGCACACCUACACACCGUGACGCCCAGGCUCAGAGGCGGCUGCAGCUGCUGCAGAACAGCCCAACUGCUGAGGAAGGGCUGUCUGCCCUACAGAGCAUCCUGAGCUUCAGCCACGGGCAGCUGCGGACUCCCGGGAAAGUUUCUGGCGUCCCUUCAGCUGAGCUACCCACCCCUGAGAAAGAUGCCCAGAACAAAACGGAACAACCAGCUUUUGAAGAGGCAGAGAACAAGACUGGCCCUUCCACCAGAGAUGGCGCCAAUCAGACCACGGUAUACUGCUGUCCGUACUGCAGCUUCCUGAGCCCAGAGUCUGAGCAGGUAAAAGCUCACACACUCUCCCAGCAUGCAGUGCAACCCAAAUACAGGUGUCCGCUGUGCCAGGAACAGCUGGUGGGCCGGCCCGCCCUGCACUUCCACCUGAGCCACCUGCACAAUGUGGUACCUGAAUGCGUGGAGAAGCUGCUACUGGUGGCCACGACUGUUGAGAUGACUUUUGCAACCAAAGUGCUGCCUGGGCCCAUGCUGAGCCCCCUGGAGGAUGGCCCUGAACUUCCUCCCCUGGGACCGGAGCACACAGUCAGCAGAGACCAGAUGGCAGAAGGCCCCAACCUGCCCCCAGAAGCCAGUCCAGACCCUCCUCCUGAACCUACCCUGGCUCCAGCUGAGGCCCCCGACCAGCCCUCAGGGAGCCCCAAGCAAGCUCCUUCCCCAGCCCCAUCUCCAGGCCCCCGGCCUGACACGCAGGUGGAAGAACCAGCUCCUCUUCCCACCACGGCAGAGGAGGAUGAGGGGAGCAUGGGGGAGCCCCGCUCUGCCGAGCCAGUGCCAGCUGACCCCCGCCACCCUCUGACCUACCGGAAGACCACCAACUUUGCUCUGGAUAAGUUUCUGGACCCUGCACGGCCCUAUAAGUGCACUGUGUGUAAGGAGUCCUUCACGCAGAAGAACAUCCUCUUGGUCCACUAUAACUCCGUCUCCCAUCUUCAUAAGAUGAAGAAGGCUGCCAUCGACCCCUCAGCCCCAGCCCGGGGGGACACGGGUGCCCCGCCCACGGCCACUGCUGCCACUGACAAGCCCUUUAAGUGCACCGUGUGCAGAGUCUCCUACAACCAGAGCUCCACCCUAGAGAUCCACAUGCGGUCCGUUUUGCAUCAGACCCGCUCUCGGGGUGCCAAGGCUGACACCAAGGCCGAGGGGCCAGAGCGCAGCCAAGAAGAGCCCAAGGAAGGCGAGGGUGAAGGGGAAGUGGGUGCCGAGAAGAAGGGCCCAGAUCCUGGUGGCUUUGUGUCUGGGUUGCCCUUCCUGUCCCCACCACCCCCUCCCCUGGACCUGCACCGAUUCCCAGCGCCCCUCUUCACCCCACCAGUUCUGCCUCCUUUCCCUCUGGUACCUGACUCACUGCUUAAGCUGCAGCAGCAGCAGCUGCUCUUGCCCUUCUACCUCCAUGACCUCAAGGUAGGGCCCAAGCUGGCUCUGGCCGGGCCUGCACCCAUGUUGUCCCUGCCAGCUACUGGCACUGCCACCACUGCCACCACCGCCACCACCACAGCUGCCCCUCCUGCCCUGCCCCCAACCCCCAAGGCUGAGUCCACAGAGCAGGAAUGGGAGCGGCCCCCAAUGGCUGAAGAGGGGCCCGACGCAGGGCCCUCCUCACCUACCCACCCAUUGCCCAACGAAGCUGCCCGCACGGCAGCCAAAGCCCUUUUGGAGAACUUUGGCUUUGAGCUGGUGAUCCAGUACAACGAAGGCAAGCAGGGUAUGCCGCUGCCCCCAAUACCCCCUCCACCGGAGGCCCCAGGCGGUGGAGACAAGCUGGCCUGCGGGGCCUGCGGGAAGCUCUUCUCCAACAUGCUUAUCCUCAAGACCCAUGAGGAGCACGUCCACCGCCGCUUCCUGCCCUUUGAGGCCCUGAAUCGAUAUGCUGCCCAGUUCCGCAAGAGCUACGACAGCCUCUACCCGCCCCCAGCGGAGGCUCCCAAGCCCACUGCUGUGGCCACAGCUGCCACCACCAACACUGCCGGGCCUCUGGAGCCACCUGCUCCACAAUUGGGCCCACCCUUCCUGGUCCCAGAGCCGGAGGCAGGGGUGCCACGAAGUCUUGAAGAGAGGAGCCGGGCAGGAGGACACUGGCCCCCGGAUGAGGAAGAAAGUUCCAGAGGUCCCCUCCUUCCCCUGGUGCCUGCAGGCCGCCGCUUCUCCAGAACCAAGUUCACAGAGUUCCAGACCCAAGCCCUGCAGUCUUUCUUUGAGACCAGUGCCUACCCCAAGGAUGGAGAGGUGGAGCGCCUUGCCACUCUCUUGGGUCUGGCUAGCCGCGUGGUGGUGGUAUGGUUCCAGAACGCCCGCCAGAAAGCACGGAAAAAUGCCUGUGAGGGGGGACCUGUGCCAGCUGUGCCAACCGGAGGAGGUGCUGGGGGGCCCUCCGGCUGCAGGCGCUGCCAUGCCACCUUCUCCUGCGUGUUUGACUUGGUGCGGCACCUCAAGAAGUGCUAUGAUGACCAGUCUCCGGAAGAGGAGGAAGAAGAGGCAGAGAGGGCAGACGAGGAGGAGGAGGCGGUGGAGGCUGCAGAGGAGGAAGUGGUGGAGGAAGAGCAGGGCCUUGAGCUCCCAGCAGGGCCUGAAGCUCCAUGUCCAGAAGCUCCAGAAGGGGAGGAGCGAAGCCAGGCAGAGGCAGGAGAGGCGACUGGCAAAGAGCCGGAAGGGAAAGCACCCUCGUCACCUUCCCUGGCCCACCCCUGUGACCAGUGCACCAUCUCCUUCCCCAGCCAAGACCUCCUGACCAGUCACCGCAGACUGCAUUUCCUGCCAUCUGUGCAGCCCAGCGCUGCCCCCCAGCUGCUGGAUUUGCCCUUACUGGUGUUUGGAGAGCGAAAUGCCCUGGUGGCAGGUACCCCGCCAGUGCCCGGGCCACCUCUCAAACGCAAGCAUGAGGAUGGCAGUUUGUCCCCAACAGGCAGUGAAGCGGGGGGUGGUGGAGAGGGUGAGCCCCCCCGGGACAAACGCCUACGUACCACCAUCCUGCCCGAACAGCUGGAGAUCCUGUACCGCUGGUACAUGCAGGACUCCAACCCCACGCGCAAGAUGCUUGACUGCAUCUCCGAAGAGGUGGGGCUGAAGAAGCGAGUGGUGCAGGUCUGGUUCCAGAACACCAGGGCCCGGGAGAGGAAAGGCCAGUUUAGAAGCACCCCUGGAGGAGUGUCCAGUCCAGCAGUCAAACCGCCCAUCAUACCCAGCCCAGCUCCUUUCCCCAAAUUCAACCUUUUACUGGGCAAGAUGGAUGAUGCAACUGGAAGAGAGGCCCCAAAAAGGGAAGCACCUGCUUUUCCCUACCCCACAGUCACGCCUGCCUCUGGGUCCCUGCCCUUCCCACCACUGGGGAAAGAGGCCAGCACCCCAACACCGGAGCCCCCUCUUCCUCUGCCACCUCUGCCUCCCCCUCCACCCAGCGAAGACGAGGGCCCAGAGGAGCCACCAAAGCCUUCUCCUGAGAGCGAAGCUUGCAGUCCAUCUGCAGGAGAUUUGAGCGAUUCAUCUGCUUCCAGCCUGGCUGAACCAGAAUCCCCUGGGCCCGGGGGGACCAGUGGGGGGCCAGGUGGCGGGACUGGGGUUCAGGACGGAAUGGGGCAGCGGCGCUACAGGACCCAGAUGAGCAGCCUGCAGCUGAAGAUCAUGAAGGCCUGCUAUGAGGCCUAUCGAACCCCCACCAUGCAGGAGUGUGAGGUGCUGGGGGAGGAGAUUGGGUUGCCCAAGAGGGUCAUCCAGGUCUGGUUCCAGAAUGCCCGUGCCAAGGAAAAGAAGGCCAAACUGCAGGGGGCGACCGUGGCAGGGGUUGCAGUCAGCAGCGAGGGCCCCCUGGCAGCCCAGCGCACCGACUGCCCCUACUGUGACGUCAAGUACGAUUUCUACGUCUCCUGCCGAGGUCAUCUCUUUUCCCGCCAGCACUUGGCCAAGCUCAAGGAGGCAGUCCGGGCCCAGCUCAAGAGCGAAAGCAAGUGCUACGACUUGGCCCCAGCACCCGAGGCACCUCCAGCUCCCAAGGCCCCACCUGCCACCACGCCCGCCUCCGUGCCCCUUGGGGCCACUCCAGCCGUGCCUCGCCUGGCCCCAGUCCUCUUGCCUGGCCCAACUUUGGCCCAGCCCCCACUGGGCAGCUUAGCUCCUUUCAAUUCAGGCCCUGCAGCCUCCUCAGGCCUCCUAGGCCUUGCCACUUCAGUCCUGCCUGCUCCCACAGUGGUCCAAACUGCUGGCCCAGGCCGUCUGUUUCCUCAGACACCUGGGCCUGACCAAACCAACACCUCCACAGCAGACACCACUGACCCUGUCCUGGGCCCACCCGGCGAGCCCUCUGGAGACAAGGUCUCUGGUGAACGAAAGCCAGCUGUGGCUCCUGCCAACCCCACCGACGCCCUCAAGAACCUCAAAGCAUUGAAGGCCACUGUCCCAGCGCUUCUGGGAGGCCAAUUCCUGCCCUUCCCGUUGCCCCCUGCAGGGGGUGCAGCUCCACCGACUGUCUUUGGCCCGCAGUUGCAGGGGGCCUACUUCCAGCAGCUGUAUGGCAUGAAGAAGGGGCUCUUUCCCAUGAACCCCGUGAUACCUCAGACCCUCAUUGGGCUGCUCCCUAAUGCCCUCCUGCAGCCACCUCCCCAGGCCCUGGAACCCACAGCCUCGGCACCUCCCAAGCCUCCUGAACUGCCCGCCCCCGGGGAGGGCGAGGCCGGUGAAGCUGAUGAGCUACUGAGCGGCAGCCCCGGCAUCUCCACGGUUGAUGUGACUCACCGCUACCUGUGCCGCCAGUGCAAGAUGGCAUUUGAUGGGGAGGUCCCCGCAACUGCCCACCAGCGGUCCUUCUGCUUCUUUGGGCGGGGCGGGAGCUCCAUGCCCCCCCCACUGCGGGUGCCCAUCUGUACCUACCACUGCCUGGCAUGUGAGGUGCUGCUGAGUGGGCGGGAAGCCCUGGCCUCCCACCUGCGCUCCUCGGCCCACAGGCGCAAGGCGGCCCCGACGCCCGGGGCACCCCCCACCACUGUCACCAACGCCACCACCGCUGCUGCCACAGCUGCUGUGGCUUUUGCCAAAGAGGAAGCAAGAUUACCUCACACGGACUCCAGCCCAAAAACUACUACUACCUCUACACUUCUAGCUUUAUAAACAGAUAAACCAAGAUGGGGGAGAGGAGUGGGCCUCAGGGCACCUUCUUGAGCCCUCAGGGGGUGGGGUUCUAUCCCUAGCUCCGCCCACCUUGUGGGAAUCUCCAUUCCCACCCUCAGUGGGCUAAACACACCCCACCUCCAGCAGCGUCCUGCCACCUCCCACCCAGACACACACACACACCCUCUCUUCUGCCAGUCCUUGCAGAUGGAGCCCUUAC